Molecule: messenger RNA, 6962 nt
Organism: Acinonyx jubatus (cheetah)
Lineage: Eukaryota; Metazoa; Chordata; Mammalia; Carnivora; Felidae
Gene: ADGRG6
Product: adhesion G protein-coupled receptor G6
Exons: 25
Coding region: 471-4223 (1250 amino acids)
Biological process (GO): cell surface receptor signaling pathway; adenylate cyclase-activating G protein-coupled receptor signaling pathway; heart trabecula formation
Cellular component (GO): membrane
Molecular function (GO): G protein-coupled receptor activity; laminin binding
Source: RefSeq, a predicted model, not a curated record
GGGGGGGGGGUGGGGGACGAGAGCCCCGGCGCGGUGACCACGUGCCGCCUCCCGCGGGCGGGGGCGAGGACCUGCCGGGUCGGACCCCUCCACCCGCGCGCGGCCCAGAUCAGCCCGCGCACCCAGCACCGGCUCAGGGGCAGCCCCGCCUGCCCUCACCUUCUGGCCCUAACUUUUCUUAAACUUGUCUGGAAGGAGGAACCUGCCGCCCUGUCCGCCCCCUAGCCGCCGCGAUCCGCACUUGAACUCCGCAGCGCCGGCCUUCCACCUUGCGCCGCCCCGGGCGCGGGCGUGGAGUGGCUGCUGGGAAACCCCGAUGAACUCUCCAGAAAGUGCGUGAAGGAGGGUCGGGCAGCCGCGCGCGGCUCGGCGGGGGGCGCGCGGGGUCUCCAUCGGGGAGCUCGCAGCAGCAGAGCCAGGGAAGGACUGUGGACCAUGACCGUGCGACCCCUGCGGAUCUUAAUGCCAACAUGAUGAUUCACUCAGAUCAAAUGUGGAACCGUCGUUGGAAAUGGAAGCCAAGUUCUCUUCUGUUCUUCAUAGCUCUGUGUCUUGUGUAUGUUCCUCUUUCAGUGUGGGGCUGUGCCAACUGCAGAGUCGUCCUAUCCAACCCUUCUGGGACAUUUACUUCUCCGUGCUAUCCUAACGACUAUCCUAACAGCCAGGCUUGCAUGUGGACCCUGCGAGCCCCCACUGGCUAUAUCAUUCAGAUAACGUUUAAUGAUUUCGACAUUGAAGAAGCUCCCAAUUGCAUUUAUGACUCAUUAUCCCUUGAUAAUGGAGAGAGCCAGACUAAAUUUUGCGGAGCAACUGCCAAAGGCCUAUCGUUUAACUCCAGUGCGAAUGAGAUGCAUGUGUCCUUUUCAAGUGACUUUAGCAUCCAGAAGAAAGGCUUCAAUGCCAGCUACAUCAGAGUUGCUGUGUCCUUAAGGAACCAGAAGGUCAUUUUACCGCAGACACUAGACAGUUAUCAGGUAUCUGUUGCCAAAAGUGUCCCUAUUCCAGAGCUCAGCGCUUUCACUCUCUGCUUUGAAGCAACCAAAAUUGGCAAGGAAGACCAUGAAUGGACAGCCUUCUCCUACUCAAAUGCGUCUUCCACACAGCUACUCGGUUUUGGAAAGGCCAAGAGUGGUUACUUUCUUUCUAUUUCUGGCUCAAAAUGCUUCCUAAACAGUGUGUUACCUGUAAAGGAUAAAGAAGACAUUUUCACAGAAAGCUUUGAGCAGCUCUGCAUCACUUGGAAUAAUUCUCUGGGCUUUAUUGGUGUAAAUUUCAAAAGAAACUAUGACGCAGUUCCCUGCGAUUCUACCAUUAAUAAAGUGAUUCCUGGAAAUGGGAAAUUGCUGUUAGGCUCCAGUCACAAUGAGAUCGCCUCUCUAAAAGGGGACAUUUAUAACUUCCGACUUUGGAAUUUUACCAUGAAUUCCAAAAUCCUCUCUAACCUCAGCUGUAAUGUGAAAGGGAAUGUGGUCGACUGGCAAAAUGACUUCUGGAAUAUCCCAACCCUAGCUCUGAAAGCAGAAAGCAACCUAAGCUGUGGUUCCUACCUGAUCCCACUCCCGGCCACAGAACUAGCCAACUGUGCAGAUCUGGGGACCCUCUGCCAAGCUACUGUAGACUCUCCUAGUACUACACCACCCACUGUCACCACUAACAUGCCUGUUACUAAUAGAAUCGAUAAACAAAGGAAUGAUGGAAUUAUCUUUAGAAUUUCCAUAGUGAUUCAAAACAUCCUUCAUCACCCUGAGGUUAAAGUACAGAACAAGGUGGCAGAAUGGCUCAAUUUAACCUUCCAAAAUUGGAACUACACUGUUUACGUGGUCAAUAUCAGUUUUCACCUGGGCACUGGAGAGGACAAGAUUAAAGUCAAGAGAAGCAUUGGAAAUGAUCCAAGGUUGGUGAUUUGGGCCCUUCUAGUUUACAAUGCUACCAACAAUCCCAAUUUAGAAGGAAAAGACAUUCAACAGAAGCUCUUAAAAAAUAAUGAGUCCUUGGAUGAGGGCUUGAGGCUAUAUGCAGUGAGUGUAAAACAACUGGGUUUAUGUUAUGCCGAUGAGGAUCCCAAAGGCUAUCAAUGGCCACUCAUCCCACCCUCUGUAUACAACUUCCCUUGUCCAGGGAAGCAAGGCUUUUAUGCUUCAAGGACAUGUUACCGUGACCUUGCCAACACAUCUUUAGCCUACUGGGGGCCUCCUGACAUCUCUAAUUGUUCAAGGGAAGCAAAUGAAGUAGCCAACCAGAUUUUAAAUUUAACUGGUGAUGGGCAGACCCUAAGCUCAGCCAAUAUUACCAGCAUUGUAGAGCAGGUCAAAAGGAUUGUGAAUAAAGAAGAAAACAUUGAUAUAAUGCUUGGUUCAACUUUAAUGAAUAUAUUUUCUAAUAUCUUAACCAGUCCAGACAGUGACUUGCUUGAGUCUUCUUCUGAAGCUUUAAAAACAAUUGAUGAGUUGGCCUUCAAGAUAGACCUAAAUAGCACAUCACGUGUGAAUAUUACAACUCGGAAUUUGGCACUUGGAGUAUCGUCCCUGUCCCCAGGGACAAAUGAAAUUUCAAAUUUUAGCAUCGGUCUACCAAGCAAUAAUGAAUCCUAUUUCCAGAUGGAUUUUGAGAGUGGACAAACUGAUCCAUUGGCUUCUGUAAUUUUGCCUCCAAACUUACUUGAGAAUUUAAGUCAAGAAGAUUCUGUACUAGUUAAAAGAGCACAGUUUACUUUCUUCAAUAAAACUGGACUUUUCCAGGAUGUAGAAACCAAGAAAGGUACCUUAGUGAGUUAUGUGAUGGCAUGCAGUAUUGGAAACAUUACUAUCCAGGGUUUGAAGGAUCCUGUUCAAAUUAAAAUCAAACAUACAAGAAACCAGGCAGUGCCUCAUCCCAUCUGUGCCUUCUGGGAUCUGAACAAAAAUGAAGGUUCUGGAUUUUGGAACACAUCAGGAUGUGUGGCACACAGAGGUUCAGAUGAGAGCGAGACGGUCUGCUUAUGUAACCACCUCACACACUUUGGAGUUCUGAUGGACCUUCAAGGAACUGCCUCACAGAUAGAUGCAACAAACACCAAAGUUCUCACCUUCAUCACCUAUAUUGGGUGUGGGAUAUCUGCCAUUUUUUCAGCAGCAACUCUGCUGACAUAUGUUGCUUUUGAGAAAUUGCGAAGGGACUAUCCCUCCAAGAUCUUGAUGAACCUGAGCACAGCCCUGCUGCUCCUGAAUCUCCUCUUCCUCUUGGAUGGCUGGAUCACCUCGUUUCACGUGGAAGGCCUUUGCAUGGCUGUCGCUGUCCUGCUCCAUUUCUUCCUUCUUGCAACCUUUACCUGGAUGGGGCUAGAAGCAAUUCACAUGUACAUUGCCCUGGUUAAAGUAUUUAACACUUACAUUCGCCGAUACAUACUGAAGUUCUGCAUCAUUGGCUGGGGUCUGCCUGCCUUAAUCGUGUCCAUUGUUCUCGCAAGCAAAAACCAAAAUGAGGUCUAUGGAAAAGAAAGUUAUGGAAGAGAACAAGGCGAUGAAUUCUGUUGGAUUCAGGAUCCAGUCAUAUUUUAUGUGACCUGUGCUGGGUAUUUUGGAGUCAUGUUUUUCCUGAAUGUUGCCAUGUUCAUCGUGGUCAUGGUGCAAAUCUGCGGGAGAAACGGCAAAAGAAGCAACCGGACCCUGCGCGAAGAGGUUUUAAGGAACUUGCGCAGUGUGGUCAGCCUGACGUUUCUGCUGGGCAUGACGUGGGGUUUUGCUUUCUUUGCCUGGGGACCCUUAAAUGUCCCUUUUAUGUACCUCUUCUCCAUCUUCAAUUCAUUACAAGGCUUAUUUAUAUUUAUUUUCCACUGUGCUAUGAAGGAGAAUGUCCAGAAACAGUGGAGGCGUCAUCUCUGCUGUGGUAGAUUUCGGUUAGCAGACAACUCAGACUGGAGCAAGACAGCUACCAAUAUCAUCAAGAAAAGUUCUGAUAAUCUAGGAAAAUCUUUGUCCUCAAGCUCCAUUGGGUCCAACUCAACAUACCUUACAUCCAAAUCUAAAUCCACCUCUACCACCUACUUCAAAAGGAAUAGCCACACCGACAAUGCUUCCAUGAACAAGUCCUUGUCCAAAUUGACCCAUGCCGAUGGAGAACAAACAUCAAUCAUCCCCGUCCACCAGGUCAUUGAUAAAGUCAAGGGUUAUUGCAAUGCUCAUUCAGAUAACUUCUAUAAAAAUAUUAUCAUGUCAGACACCUUCAGCCACAGCACAAAGUUUUAAUGUGUUUAGUAGAAUAAAGAAGAAUCUGUCUACAGAAAUGUGAAAAUCUGCAAGCUGUGGAAGCUAUGACUGGCACUUGUGAACGUGCUAUGACCUAGGUAACUGCAUGUUCAUAUAGGAGGAAUGUAUUUUGUUAAGAAGGCUUUUGUAAAAUUUUAAAAUCUGUCUUUCAGUGUAUUUCUUCCAUGGGGGCAUUUCCACCAUCACUAAAACUUUAGUACUGAGAGUAACAUGACCCAGUAGGUACAGGGGAUAUGAAUUUUUUAAAUAUAUAAUUGGAUCAGACUCAUCAGAACUCGGGGAGCCAGGGGACAUUAAAGUUAGCAGACAAGGGAGGGGCAGAGCUAGGAAAGUGUAGUUUAUGGCUCAUAAACACCCCACUUUUAGGUUUUGGAUAUGGCCAUUGGCUACAUCAUCUUUCUCAACAGUGAGAAACGUACAACUAGUCAUAAUUAAGUUCUGGUGCUAGUUUCUAUGAAUGCAGUAGCAUUUCUACAUUUUCAAUAACAUUUCAACCACAGAUACAAAAGAAUAUUUCAUGUCUGAUCCAAAGAUUGGGAAGAAAUUCUUUCUUAUUCUACCCAAUGCUUAACCUUCAGGACAUUAAUAUGCUUAAGAAAGAAAGAAUUUCCAAAAUUUUGACCCAGUUAAUAUGAGACCCUGUAAAUUUCUACUAUUUCACUUAUCCUACGCAAGACACAAGGCUUAAGCGUCAUCAUUAAUUAGAAUUUAAUCCCAUACAUUUGAAUCAAGUAUAAUGUUGAUUUUCCAUUAAUGUAGACUUCCCACUACUUGUUGAAGAAUGAAUCCCUUAGACCUCUGGUUUUUCUCCCCUACUGUCGUUUGAACCCACAGACUUAUGGGAGGAACAAGAAUUUCCAUUAAGCAUAUUGUGUAUAAUAGUCUCUCCCUUUUAGGAAAUAUAAUCAUUGAGACUCUAUGGUCCUGUUCUUGCCCUAGAGACUAAGACAUUUCCACUUGCACAAUUAGAAAGCCUCUUCCUUUUCAAGUGCUUUGUUCCAGAGAAUAUAAACUGAGGCAUAGGGGUAACUUGUCAUAAUCAAAAUAAUUUAUAAGCACGUGGGUCUGCAAUUGCUAGUCUAAAAACCAUUUGUACAUAAGUCCUCUGAUUCUAAGAGCCAGAGCAGAUCUGGCAAGAUAGAUGGUGUGUUUUUUAUGGAUUAGGUUUCUGUAUGCAAGGCAUGUAUAUUAAGCAGUUUUCUUAAUUUUCAAACUACCCUAAGUAAUAUGCUUGCUAGUGAAUGUGUUGGAGACGAUAAUUUAAAUUGUCUUUAAGUGAUAGAGUUGUAUCUAGGUCCUUAGAAAUUGGUCUCAGUACAUAUUGUACCUUUAUAUUUGCUCUGAGUUAUCUGUGAAGUAUCAGGUUCUGGGAGACAUCAGCCUAAGUGACCAGGAGAGAAGACAUUCUGGCACCACCAAUCUACUUAAAGGCAGAAGCCAGGACUGAGCACUUGAGAGCCUUUCUCUCUGCUCAAAAAACAGGUGGCUCUCAGUCUGAGACCUAGGAGAGUUGUCAGGCUGUACAGCAUCUGAGGGGCCUCUCACCUUUUGCUGAUCUUUAGUCAUAAAGCUAUUUGCCAGACUUGACUGGAUGGUAAGAUAAUAUGGUGUGGGGUUUUAUUACCAUUUCAUUUUGCAGCAGCAUGGAACAUUGCCCUAGGAGACAUGAGCAUUCCCUGGCUUGGCUUUCACAAGGGAGGAGUGUAUAUAGUAGGAAAGGAUAAUAAAUCGUAAGGUCACUAAGAUUCACUAGAGUAGAGCCAAAUCCUUUUCUAUAGGCAUAUUAUUAACAGGCUGCUUAUUCUGGCAGAGGUUACAUGUAGAUGAAAAUCAAUCAUAAAUAGUCACUGAAUCUUCAUACACUUUUCCCCAAGCCUUAGAGAUUCGUGAUAGAAUUUCAUUAGCUUUCUACUAUGAUAUUUCUAUCCCAAAGCUCCUAUUUAAUUAAUAGUAACUGAGAGAUAGCUUCCAAAGUGGCUUUGAUUUCUACUCAUAUUCAUUCAGAUCUGGGAAAAUGUUUUUUUUUUUUUUUUCAUAUUUGACAACGAUGUCAACUCUGAGUUAGAAAUUUCCAGUAAUCAGGUAAGGAGAGAUGAAGAAACAGCUGAGUAAAAACAUUUGCAGGUGGAUUUAAGACUGAGCCAAAUUCUACGCUCCGUUCCGUGCAUGGGCUUUGCACCUUCGUUGGGUUGCCUCAGAACAGAAUUGCAGGAAUUUAGCUGUGGAGCCAAAAUUUAGGUUAGCCUAACCUUGAGAAUAAUAUCAAUUCAGCUCCCCUGUUUUUGUUUUUAAUUCUUUUUCCUCUUUUUUUUUUUAACUGCAUUGUGUUCAUCUAGGGUCCUCAGAUAUCAUUGUCUAUUCUUAUCAUUGUUCCCUGCAUCGUAAAGCUUUUCUUUGUCCAUCAUUGGCAUAGACUCUUUUGUACAUAUUUAUUUAUUUGUGUUUAUAAAUGCCAGCUCAUUUCGUAUCUUAGCUUUAUAUUGCCUGGAUUUGUUAUUUUUAUAAUUAACUUUCUUUGGGAGAGACUGUAUGUAUACAUAUGUUUUUCUGAAUACUUUGUGAAAUCGUUUUCUGGAGCAAUAUCUUUGAAUAUGAUGAAUAAACAUGACUGUGAGUGCAAAUUAGAAUUAGUAGUAAGAAGCUACUAUAGCUGAUUUGCCAUUUUAAUUAAAUGGAAAGUGUUUUUCAAAUAAAUACUUAUGUUGUUCAUGUUCCAAA